Molecule: messenger RNA, 1003 nt
Organism: Acaromyces ingoldii
Lineage: Eukaryota; Fungi; Basidiomycota; Exobasidiomycetes; Exobasidiales; Cryptobasidiaceae
Exons: 5
Coding region: 44-901 (285 amino acids)
Source: RefSeq, a predicted model, not a curated record
CUUUUCUACAGACUCUAACAGACGGUUUGAUCUACGAACCACCAUGUCAGACUCUCAAGACACAAGUUACACUAAGGCUGCCAGUCGAACCUACAGGAAACGAUUUCUCGAGCAAGCAUCUAUCUUUGUCAACCGCCUUCCACAAGAACAAGUGCCUUUGCAUAUCGACGUUCUUAAGCGGAGCCUGUCCGAUCUUAGUCCAUUGACGCCAGCCUUGAUUGGGUACGAACCGACUAUGGACAAAAUCGCUGAUGCUGUGGAAGAAGCAUCAGUCUCGGAGCUCAAAGAAGCGAUGUCUUGCGCAAUCCUGGUCAAGGAAAUGCAACCAAAUUCUUUUCAGGGCAGGGUGGAGAGCGCAUGGAUGCAUCUUAAUCGCCGUAUCAUGGGUGUGAUCACGGAAUGCGAUGCCUUUCGUUCGAGCGAAGAUGUCGCAUGGACUGCGCCCGUCGGUCCUAUGUCAGCAGAUUCGAGACCGCUCUCUAUCCCAAAGCCGGACAUCGGUGUCGGACUUCGCGUGAUCGAGAGAGCAGAGCUGCAAACGAUGUCUUCGCGGACACGCGCCAGGGAUGAGCUCUUGACUGAGCCAAUACUUGGGCAGCUGAAUUCGCACGCAGCAUUCAGGCUAAUCGCGACGCCUUCGACAGGGCUGGAAGAGCUCGCGUUUCCCUUUCUUGUCUAUGAGGCAAAGUCGGACUCGAGUUCUCUAUUCUUCGCGGAAAAUCAGUCUGCAGGUGGUGCUGCCAAAGCUUUGAGUCUUCUGCAACAACUCUGGUCCGAGGACGAUGGCACAGACACGCUCCCAGUUUUUGCCUUCGCUUCGUGCGGAACAUUGUGGGAAGCUUUCAUCGCAUUUUACCAGGAACAAAGCGAAUCGUACCAGGAAACUCGAUCAGACCUGUGACAUCGAUGUUUUCCAUCUUCAAGUGAUGUUGUUGCGGAUUCGCAAUUGGGUGUUGUCGAUGUACAAACCUAAAGUCGUCGUGAGGCCAGAACUCUUUGUCCG